This is a messenger RNA of Ostreococcus lucimarinus CCE9901, 1386 nucleotides long. RefSeq lists its product with no specific name. The record is from RefSeq and is a predicted model, not a curated record. Gene Ontology annotation, molecular function: flavin adenine dinucleotide binding; oxidoreductase activity, acting on the CH-CH group of donors. Lineage: Eukaryota; Viridiplantae; Chlorophyta; Mamiellophyceae; Mamiellales; Bathycoccaceae. Bases 1 to 1386 code for a protein of 461 amino acids. The transcript has a single exon.
AUGGGACAGCUCGUAGACGUCUUCGCCAGGCGCGCGUUAUUGGUGGUUAAGGGUGCGAACGUGCCGCGGGGUGUCAACGAUCUCGCGCAUCGCUCGGAAACGACGUCAGCUACCGCGGUAGGAUUUGAGCCGAGCGCCAAAGCGGCGUCGUUGCUGAACAAGCUCAAGCACUUCAUGCACGCGCACGUGUACAAGGCGGAGGAAGAACUCGAGGCGCACGCCAUCACGCCUGAACGAUGGAGCGUAUCGCCCGCGGUGGAAUCAUUGAAGACUGCGGCUAAAAGCGCUGGGUUGUGGAACUUGUGGCUGCCCCUCGACAGCGCGGCGCUAUUGAAAAUUCGCCCCAACGACGGCGAAGAGUCGACGCUGUUCGCGGGUCCAGGACUGACGAAUCUCGAAUACGCGUAUCUCGCCGAAGUCAUGGGCGCGAGUGUUUGGGCGAGCGAGGCAUUCAAUUGUUCUGCGCCUGAUACGGGCAAUAUGGAGGUUUUGUUGCGAUACGGCUCGGUAGAGCAGCAAGAGCGAUGGUUGCGCCCGUUGCUCACCGGUGAAAUACGAUCGUGCUUCGCCAUGACCGAGCCCGCAGUCGCGAGCUCGGACGCGACGAACAUCGAGAGCGCCAUCGCGCGCGAAGGAUCAGAUUACGUCUUGAACGGACGCAAAUGGUGGACCUCGGGGGCGUGCGAUCCGAGGUGUAAGGUUAUUAUUUUCAUGGGCAAAACCGCAAAAGAUGGAUCGGGCGUGGCGAAGCAUCGCCAACAGAGCAUGGUGCUGUGUCCGAUGGAUGCCCCGGGCGUGCGCGUCGUUCGUCCGUUGACCGUUUUCGGGUACGACGAUGCCCCGCACGGACACGCCGAGGUGACGUUCACCAAUGUGCGCGUCGACGCCGCGGCGAGCAUAUUACUCGGCGAAGGGCGCGGUUUUGAAAUCGCCCAGGGUCGUCUGGGUCCGGGACGAUUACAUCAUUGCAUGCGAUUGAUCGGCAUGGGUGAGCGCGCGUUGGAACUCGCAAGCGCGAGAGCAAAAUCUCGAGUCGCCUUCGGCAAACCACUCGCGGAAAACGGGGCAGUACUCCAAAGACUCGGUCAAUGUCGCGUCACGCUGGACGGCGCUCGAUUGCUCACGCUGCAAGCCGCGCACGAACUCGACGCGCGAGGUAUCAAACUCGCUCGAGGCGCCGUGGCUGCCUGUAAAGUGGCCGCACCGGCCGCAGCGCUUUCCGUCAUCGACGCCGCCAUCCAAAUCCACGGCGGUGCCGGCGUGAGUCAGGACACUCCUCUUGCCCGUCUCUACGCCGGCGCCCGCACCCUCCGCCUCGCCGACGGGCCGGAUGAGGUGCACUUAGAAACCAUAGCGAAGAUGGAGAUUCGCCGCUCGAAGCUUUAG